AAAGUUGUUGAAAGGAUAUUUGCACCUUCUGUCGUGCAACUUGUGUCGCAGUGAAUAAUUCAUGCGCGGGGAUUCCCCCAUUCUCCCCAUAUCGACCCGCGCUAUGAAAUGUGGGACGUGCCGCGAACGACCCGUCACGCUUGUCUCGUGUGUGUCUGUGUGCCCAACGUAGAACCAAUGUUAAGCCCGUCCCUUUAAUCUUUGCUUAUCUUGCGGUGAUUUCAGCACGUUUUCAGUGAAUCAUUCCGGGAAUAUGAAAAAGAUUCGAGGAUACGUGUUCCGUUGUGCGUUUAUUUUUGUUUGAAUUCAAUGUUUCAGAAUCAGUAUUCUUGCUACUGGUGCACUCGAAAGGAAAAUUCAAACCACAGCUGUGAGUGUGUUUUGAUGAUUUUCGGCUUAACUUUCUUUCUAGUGGAUACUCUAUUCAUCCUGUCUCUGGUCCAUCGUGUGACUUUUGAGCAUUCGUUUUCCGGAAUCAAAUGCUAGAAGAAGCUGAAGGAGAAAGUUGGUGUGUGUGAAACUCAUUGUUGUCCCAUUUGUAGAACGCGAGGGCAUUGCCUUUUCUGUUGUGGUUUAAGUAUAAAAAAAAAGUAAAUAGCUUUCUUCGAUAUUUAUACAAUCGUUUGUGAUUUUCAACGUGCAUUGAGCAUUGACCAUUAAAAAUUCUCAUUUGGAAUGCACGUAUUUCUUGAUCACAUGAUUGCACUUUCUUUGUAAUAAAUACUUGGUAAGAACGAAAAAGGAAGAUCUUGUAGAACAGAUAGCGCAUUCGUCAGAGUGACUCUGUUACGGUGACCUUUUACUGUGACGUGGGCUGUGUUGUGGCAGGGCCUUGAGCAAGCAUGAUCCGGCGCGCCAACAGUUGGCGUGAGCUGGGUGGUGGUGGGGAGGCCAGCAGUUUUGGCGUGCCCCUCUCCCCUACGUGGAAUGGCGUAGGAUACCACCCAGAGCCUCCAUCGUCUGGCUACAGAGAAACUGGUUCAUAGAAAAGUUCAAGGAGAUCAAAGAGCUGACCCGACAAGCGGCCCAACUCAAGCAAGGGGACGUGAAUGGCGCAGUGGACAACCACGCCCCCUCCCCACAGAUGGGACGUCAGCAUCUGCAUCAACGCACCAACAGCCUGUCCUCUAUACAGAGUGACUCUGGCAAUCUGCGAGAACGAAGGAACUCAUUCACUCAGGGAGGCAGCAAUGGUCAUCCAGCAAAUGCCCCCACGGAGGCCCAGCUCAAGUAUGAGAAUGACCGGCUCAAACUGGCCCUGGCACAGAGUUCUGCCAAUGCCAAGAAAUGGGAGGUAGAACUCCAGACCCUGAAGAACAACAAUGCCCGAUUGACGGCUGCUCUGCAGGAAAGCACAGCCAAUGUGGAGGAGUGGAAGAAACAACUCGCUGCUUAUAAAGAAGAAAGCGCCAGAUUAAAAAAGCGGUUACUGGACCAGGAGAAAGGCGGUGGAGGUGAGAGCCAUAUGGUGGCCCAGCUGACCGACCAGAUUGAGCGCAUACGCCUGGAUAACCACAACAAGCAGGAGGAGAUCAAGAGGCUGAACAGCCAGUUGCAGGAAGUGACGGCCAGAGACACUCAGAACUCAACUCUCCAGGCCCGGAUACAGGCAUUAGAGGAAGAAAACCAUUCACUGAACCUGAGACUGCAGGACUCUCAAAGGCAGUUGCAAGAUGGGCGGUCGUCGAGGGACCAAGAACACAGAGAGCUGCUCAGUCUGCAGGAGGCACUUGGCGGUCGCAUCCGGGACCUGUACGAGGCACACGAGACCGUUGUGGCCACACUGAAGAAAGAGUCCAACAGUUAGGGUUUUGUUCCGGGGAGAGGUGGGCGACGGGUGUGGGAGGGGCGUGUGUGAUUGGGUUGACGACUGGGGAGAGGUGGGGGACGGGUGUGGGAGGGGCGUGUGUCUGGGUUGACGACUGGGGAGAGGUGGGCGAAGGGUGUGUGGGAGGGGUGUGUGACAGGGUGGAGCAAUAGUAUUAUUUAUGAGUUGGUGGGUAGAACUAGAAGUAAUAGAAGCAAGGAUUUGGUUGUGAAAAGUGGAACAUAUUGUUGUUGUAGGUGGUUGUUGUUGCAGUCUUUGGGUAAUAAUAUUCAUACAAGCGAUAAUUUACAUAGACUGAUUUUUGUUGUGUGGCUUAACUUGCAUGUAUAAAGUAGUGCCAGGGCAUCGUAUUAGUGUAUUUUGUCCUAGGCAGGGUGUUACUCAUUCUGCUGAAUGAGGUAGGAUAAGAGUGAGAGUUUGGGAAAAGGUUUGUCAUUUUCAUAAUUGUUUUCAGAGGAAUAUUCUUGUGCUGUGAUCUUUGGGACAUAGUUUUAUUAGACCUUUAUUCUGUUCAGAUUCUUAAGGACAAUUUUUGGUGCAGUCUCAAGGGGAUUCAACUGUGGCAUAAAUCACUUCUGAGCAACUGUUGAAAGCGCAGGGAGGGAGGGGGAGGGGAUGGGAAUGCCUGCUUUUGAAGGAGAUAUGGUGUUUGCCUCUCAUUCCAAGGUACAUAAUUUAUAUUUACAAAGUAGGCAGAUGACUUUGGAGGUUUGUUUCUCAGUCAUUUCGCUUCCAUGGUCAUAGAGGACAUGGGGUCUUUUGGUUAGGUGGAAUGAUAGUAGCGGUCAUUGUACUUGUAAAAGAAAUGGACACCUUGGAAGUUGGAGAAGAGCAGGCAUAUCUAAGUCAGCCGCUGGUGCGAAGUUCAAAUUUUAGUCUGUACCUAAAGUAGGAGAAAUUGACUAUUGAAAGUACUUUUGAAAGUGGAAUAUGGCUGUCAGAAAGGCGAAGAACACUUCUUUGUAGACUGAAUAUAGAAAUGUACUUAAAUAUCAGUUCAGUGCAGGUUGACAUGUCUGUUGUUGAUUGUCACUAAAUUUUAGCAUGGAGAAAUCGCAGAAGAAGGAAAGACAAUUGUACACUAUAAAAGCUAAUCAGGAGGCCAGCUUCAUCUGUUGUGCUGAGUGAGCAAUUUAGUUUUUGACAGGGGUGUAAAAAUGAGUCACUUAUGCAGUGGUAGAUAUUAAAGAGCAGUCACUGAUGUUUUGCGCGCUGUUUGUGUUUUACUAAAAACUUGAUAAAGAGAUCUGUGAAGUUGAAUGCUACAUUUUUUUUUUGGGACAGGUAUUUUAAUUCUCAAUAAAUCUGAUUGUGAUGAUUUUGGUCAGAAAAAGAAUAUUUGCUUUUGGAGACUUGUGCUGUUUAAGUCAGCCCAAUGUGAAAGAAACGUCCAUGUCUCAUGUAAGGUUUAGAGAAAUAAUCUUUUGCUUGGAUUUUUUAAUAGAGUAUUGUAACUUUUUUGUUGUUGCAAUUUAUGGUAUUUUUCUAUUUGUAUCACAUUUUUUUCUCAAUGAAUCUUGCAAGGGAUAUUCUUAUGGGUUCUUUCUUUAAACUGACAUCUUUUUCCGGGGCUAGUUUUUAUGAUAGUUUUGUGAGUCAUUGGUCAAUCAAGCUUAGGAGAAAGAAUAAUAGAAUGUGUGGCCUGUUUUACUAGUCUUCUUUGGAAAUUCAUUGUCACAAUAAAAUGGCAAACUGUGUUGUUUUAUAUUAUGUGAAAUAUAUUGAGUAUAAAGAACUGAAAGUAUUGAUCUCAGUUUGAGACUUCUAUUAUGUUGCCGAAGUGGGUAGAUAUGGAGCUCAGUGGUAGGCGUUGUGAUUGAUUGACGUGGUUGUGAUAGAUGUGAACAAAGUAAUGAAGGGCUGCAGAUACCCAAGUUUUGUUACACACUUUUUGGUGCUGAUAUUUUUGUCAUUAUGGUUUUGAGUUUGGAUGUAAAUGUGUGUGUGUGUGUGUGUGUGUGUGUGUGUGUGUGUGUGUGUGUGUGUGCGUGCGCGCGUGCGUGAACAAGAGCAAGAAAGUGUAUUUGUGUGUUUGAAAUAGUAGAUAUGCAUUUGUGUGCUAAGAAUUUGAUUGGCCAUGUGUGCAUGUGGACUUGCAUGUGUGUGUGUGAUUGUACAACAGGUUAUAUGUAUGUGAUUGACUACUCAGUGUAAGAUUCUGCCACACAUCAUUUUGAAAAGUGACAUAUGUGACAGAGUUUUAUUCCGAGCCGUCGACAUACUCCUGUGCUGUAUUUGUGUGAUUGCCUGAUUGCUUGCAUGUUUCUGAGAGUAGAUUAAAUCUAUAUAAAUCUAUUUAUAUAUAUAUAUAUCUGAGUGGACUGAUGAGCAUAAGCACAUAAUGUGUUGUACUGGUUAUAGCAUUUAUACUAACAAUACCUCCUACAGCCCUCACGCUUGUGGUCCCUGUCAUUUUGUCAUCAUCGUGGCCACAGUUUGUACUUAAUGUAAAUAGAUUCUCAUUUCUCACACUCACCUCGCAUGAUGCCUAUGUCAGGGCUGCCAAGUGCUAUGUGUUCCAAGAGACAGUAACAGUGAUACAUCUUUUGUCCUUUAGUGCCACAUUUAACUCAAGUGUCUACCAACACACUUUUUUGUACGCCUUUUUGAAAGGAAGUGUUGUGGCUUCCAAAUUCGCCUGUGGUAAAUUAUCUUGUGCUGAAUACAGAUUUUUUUCUUCUUUGUCAUGGGAUUACUGAAUUCAUAUGACCUUCUUGAAAGUAACCUUUUCUGGAAGCGUUUUUAAGUGUAGAUUCUGACCAUAGACAUUAACAAAGAAUGUGUUUGAGGAUUAUAAUAGGACCGCCAAGUCUGGCCAAUGUGUCCUUUGUUUUUUUCCCUUUUGGCAGCUCUGCUAUAUUCAUCUUGCAAAAUCAUCAUCCACUAUAUCAAAGAUGUAUCUAUUUUGUCAAACCUAACUUAAUUUGUUUGUGUGAUAAAUGAUUUGUGUUUGCAGUAUAGUCUCCAUUGUAUAGCCUUUUUCAAAUAAUCUUUUAAGUCCUUGUUUUCUCAGAGCAUAGCCUAUGAGCAUGAAGAUGUAGUUGGCACAGUAUUUCUGUUCUUUAGACAAGACAGUAGGUAGAGAAUGCCAGUGGUGGGAGCCUCUUCCUUGUUUUUCCAUCUUUGUGAUAACCAUCUUAUAUUUUCUCAGUACCACAUGAACAUUAUUUGGCAAGGUGCCUUUCUUCUACCAAAAUAACAAAUGCAUUUGUUGUCU
Molecule: messenger RNA, 5045 nt
Organism: Aplysia californica (California sea hare)
Lineage: Eukaryota; Metazoa; Mollusca; Gastropoda; Aplysiida; Aplysiidae
Product: homer protein homolog 2
Biological process (GO): G protein-coupled glutamate receptor signaling pathway; regulation of store-operated calcium entry
Cellular component (GO): cytoplasm; plasma membrane
Molecular function (GO): G protein-coupled glutamate receptor binding
Source: RefSeq, a predicted model, not a curated record